Ceratitis capitata (Mediterranean fruit fly) is the source of this 735-nucleotide messenger RNA. RefSeq lists its product as hypothetical. The transcript has 4 exons. Bases 129 to 608 code for a protein of 159 amino acids. The record is from RefSeq and is a predicted model, not a curated record. NCBI's taxonomy places the organism in Eukaryota, Metazoa, Arthropoda, Insecta, Diptera, Tephritidae.
GAAAGAUUUGGCUUUCAUAAAUAAAGCUUUCCUAACAUAAACGUUUUAUUGUUCGCUCUUUUUGUGUUUGCUCCUUUAAUUUCAAGUAAUUUUGUUUACUUAAGGUUUUUUUUCAUUAAAUAGCGAAAAUGUCCAAUAACGACAUCCAGUUAAAUGGUGAAAGUAUACCGAUUAGGGGUGUCAGGUAUGUGGAUGACCCAUCUCAAUAUGCCAUCUAUUUGGGUAAACGCAGACCUUCGAAGCCUGAUAUUGUCAAACAUCCAAUGGAGAUCGAAGAUUCAAAUUAUUGCUCUGAGCCUGAAGAUAUAAAUUCCCCACCAAUGUUUUUGAAAGGGCGCAAGUCACACCAAAAAACUACCUAUUGGACAAUUUCAUCGGAUUCAGAAGUGUCAGAUAGUGAAGACACACCUCUAGAAAGAAUGGUUUUUAAAAGGCGUUCAUUGAGGAUGUGCACCAUGCAAAAGAAAAAACUAGAAGACAUUAAAUUUUCCGUGAGCGAGUUUUCAGAUGAACUUAAGGAAUUGAGCAAAACUCGAAAUAAUUUUAAUAAAAAGCUUUUCGCAAAACUAACAAAGCUGAAUGAAGACCUGCUAUCUGCAGCUCCUUAAUAUAUCGACAAUAAAAUAGUUCUCAUUACUUCCAUACUUAUAUACAUUUCAUUUACAUAUUUCAUUUACAUACAUAUAUUCAUACACAAUAAAUUAACUUUUAUUUUUUAAUUAUUUCUUUACAAAA